Messenger RNA from Acanthisitta chloris (rifleman), 883 nucleotides. RefSeq names its product chromosome unknown open reading frame, human C14orf166 (gene RTRAF). Gene Ontology annotation, biological process: tRNA splicing, via endonucleolytic cleavage and ligation. Lineage: Eukaryota; Metazoa; Chordata; Aves; Passeriformes; Acanthisittidae. Gene Ontology annotation, cellular component: tRNA-splicing ligase complex. Gene Ontology annotation, molecular function: RNA binding. The record is from RefSeq and is a predicted model, not a curated record. The transcript is spliced from 7 exons. The annotation marks the transcript as partial.
CUCCUGACAGAUGAAACCGAGUUUAGGAACUUUAUAGUCUGGCUAGAAGACCAGAAAAUCAGACACUACAAGAUUGAGGACAGAGGAAAUCUGAGGAACAUACACAGUGAUGACUGGCCCAAAUCCUUUGAGAAGUACAUGAAGGAUGUGAACUGUCCUUUUAAGAUGCAGGAACGACAGGAAACAGUGGAUUGGCUUCUUGGCUUGGCUGUUAGGCUGGAAUAUGGAGAUAAUGCUGAUAAGUACAAGGAUUCUACCCCUGAUGGUGCUAAAAAUACUGACAACACAGCCAAAAAUGCAGAACCACUGAUUAACCUGGAUGUGAAUAAUCCUGAUUUCAAGGCAGGAGUGAUGGCUUUGGCUAAUCUGCUGCAGAUUCAACGACAUGAUGAUUACUUGGUAAUGCUCAAGGCCAUUCGCAUUUUGGUUCAGGAACGCUUGACACAGGAUGCCAUAGCCAAGGCCAGUCAGUCCAAGGAGGGUCUGCCCGUGGCUCUAGAAAAGCACAUCCUUGGCUUUGACACGGGAGAUGCUGUUCUCAAUGAAGCUGCCCAAAUUCUCCGACUGCUGCACAUAGAGGAGCUCCGAGAGCUGCAAACCAAAAUUAAUGAAGCCAUUGUAGCUGUUCAGGCCAUUAUUGCUGACCCCAAGACUGACCACAGACUGGGCAAAGUUGGGAGAUGAAGGGAGGAAAGCUUUUAGCCUGGUGUGUAGUUAGAACAGUUAGGAACCACGUACAACUCUCCUCUGGCAUGCAGUUUGCAAUGGGAUUAUUUUACUGUUUGGAAAGCAAACAGGAAAUUGAAUUCUGACUUCUAAUGAAUUAGCUUUUUUUUUUCCUUGAAAUAAAUGAAAUUGGAGAAAAUAGACAAAUUGUUCUGAU